AGCAAAUAAGCACAAAAUUUUCCCGCGACAACUAAACGUCAAGAUUUCAAUACCGAUUUCCAGGUGGAGCCGCGAAAUUAAGAGUACAAUUUUGAAAAUUUGAUCCAUCAACAGUUUUCUUUCUCCCAAUAUCACUUCCGCAUCUGAAGAUCUAGCGAUCCAACAUAGCCUUCAUAGUUUUUAGAUUCUACAGAUGCACAGCAUAGAUUUGGGUUCUGAAUAUAGAGAGAGAAAACUAUACUCCUGAACCUGCCUCCACGGCUCCGCCAUUAUCUCUGCCAGAGAAGUCCAGGCCUCCACCACAGCCGGAGCUUACUAGGUAUCAUUGUCAAAGAUUGAAGGAAGUGUGUGGAGUUUGGAUCAGAUGGAGACUGGUGCGCAAGAUGGAUCCUCAGGAUACUCGACAAUGGAUGAUUACGAGUCUUUGAUUUCAACAACAGAUGCAGAACUCUUGAAACGUGCUUGGCAGAACGAGAAGGCUGCCCCACAAAUUCUUCGAUUUGAGGCCGCUCUGAUUCAAAGGUCACGUGAACAAAUUAAAUUGAUGGAAGAGACAGUGGGAGAAUUCACAAGAAAUGGCAUUGAUCCACUCACCGUGUCUCUUUAUCAGAUGGACUUGGACAGGACCAUCUUUCUCUUGAGGUCAUAUCUACGGACUCGUCUUCAAAAGAUUGAGAAGUAUGUGUUUCACAUCCAGAAAACUGCCGAGUUAUGGAAUCGGCUUUCCAGACAGGAGAAAAGGUUUGCUGAAAGGUGUAUAGAAGACAUGGAAAAGCAUUUGGAUCAAUCUGUUCUUUCAAAGUUGCCUAGCAGUUACAAGUCUCAUUUAAAGCAAUCUUCAAGUAGUGAAGAGGAUGACAUGGUUCCUGAGCCACGGCUCGACACUUACGUCAUCUGCAGAAGCAAGAGAUUUUUAGGAGCCUUCCAGCUUGAUGACAGUGCGGAAGAGCCUGUGAACAUUGAAGCUGACGAUCUGUAUGCUUUACCUUACAAGUCAAUAAAGCCUCUUGUGGAGACGGGUCAAAUUGAUCUGGUUUGAGCGUUUGGCAGCUAUUCUAAUGCUUAUUCAGCCUACUAUCGUUCUUAUGUUAUAAGCUAGGUAUGAUGAAAAACAUUCGCAUGUAUUAAUCAAACUUCCAGAUUCUCCUUUUGUUACCUUUGAGUCUAGGACACCUUUCCUCUGUGAAACAGCAAGGCGGAGCUUGAAUUGUAUUCUACAGUUCCAGAUAGGAGUAAAGGUUCUGAAAAUGUUUCUGUUCCUACAGCUUUGGGACGGAAGCAGAAGAGCAUUGAUAUUUAUGGUUCAAUCA
This is a messenger RNA of Coffea eugenioides, 1310 nucleotides long. RefSeq names its product DNA replication complex GINS protein SLD5. The record is from RefSeq and is a predicted model, not a curated record. Gene Ontology annotation, cellular component: GINS complex. Bases 365 to 1039 code for a protein of 224 amino acids. Gene Ontology annotation, biological process: DNA-templated DNA replication; double-strand break repair via break-induced replication. Lineage: Eukaryota; Viridiplantae; Streptophyta; Magnoliopsida; Gentianales; Rubiaceae. The transcript is spliced from 7 exons.